UAUUGUCAUGCAACUGGUGACCAUCCCAUAAUUAACGUCUCGUGUUGAGCAAACAGUUGCAUAACACGCACGCUAACAUGGCUGAUUUGCAGCAGUUCUUCGAAGCCAGUUCUUUAUGGUUAGCCUUGAUCGCCGGAAUAUUAGUGUUUCUGUAUUGGCAAGGUCUGUAUCGCUACAACGCGAUCCUCGGAGGAUCACCUCUGCCCGGUCCAAAACCGUGGCCGUGGGUCGGCAAUCUUUUCGAUGUAUUCAAAUAUGACGGGAUACAUAAGAUGCUAUUGGAGUACUUCUACAAGUAUGGCCGAGUAUACAAGAUCUGUAUGGGAAGAACACCAGCGAUUGUUGUCUGCGACCCCGAAAUUGUCAAACAGAUUAUGGUGAAAGAGUUCUCGAAGUUCCCAAAUCGGCCCCCGUUCGUAAAGCCCAACCCACCGUUCGACUCUGGGCUCGUCAUCGCGCGCGAUGAGUCGUGGAAACGAAUUCGAACGACAUUGACGCCGACCUUCACCGCCGCGAAACUGAAACAGAUAGUGCCACUGAUUGAGAACGCAUCUGAUGCACUGAUGAGCAAAAUGCAAAAAUUCGCCGAAACGGGUGAAAGCGCAGAUGCCGCCAACCUCUUCAGUUUGUUUGCCUUGGACGUCAUCAUGAGGGCCGCAUUCGGCAUGGAAACUAAUCUCCAGACAAAGCCCGAUCCAGAGUUUGUGGACAAGGCCAGAAAAGUUUUCCAAACACCUCUGUGGAUCCGAUUCUUUUCCAUGUUUCCCUUUUGGGAAUACUUUAGCAAGUAUGUGAGUCUCCUUCAGAACGCCGACUACUUCUUGGGUCUGGCCAGGAGGAUCCUUGAACAACGGCAGCAGCAAGAUCAUUCAGGCAACAGAGAUCUGGUUCAGCUAAUGUUGGAAGCACACGAGGAGACUGUCCACGGCGUCAGUAAGCUUAGCGACGAUGAAGUCACAGCUCAAUCCGUGACGUUUCUCAUCGCCGGUUUCGAAACGACUGGUAACACCUUAUGUAGCACAGCAUACUUUUUGGCCACCUACCCAGAAGUGCAAGAUCGCAUCAUCCAGGAAGUCGACGAGGCUCUUGACUCCAGCGGUAGUAAGCCCCUCUAUGAUGUCGUGCAAAAGAUGCCGUACCUGGAUCAGGUCAUCUCGGAGGUCCUACGCCUCUGCGGUCCCGCAUUUAGCCUCAUCCGUGGCUGCGAAGAAGAGGCUGUCAUCAAGGGGGUCCGGUUCCCGAAGGGGAUUGAUGUCAACAUCCCUGCGUAUGUUCUACAUCGGGACCCCGAGGUCUGGGAGAACCCCCACGAGUUCAACCCAGAUAAUUUCUCUCCUGAGGCUAAGGAGAGGCGAAACCCUUAUUCCUAUCUGCCGUUUGGAACAGGCCCGCGUCAGUGCAUCGGUAUGCGGUUCGCUCUGCUGGAGAUUAAGCUUGGUUUGCUGGAAAUCCUGCGACGGUUCAAGUUUGAACGCGCUCCUGAAACCGUGACCACACUGGAACACAGGGCUGUGGCACUGAUGGCACCCAAAGACACCAUCUACGUGAAGAUAAAAGCUCGUUGAACCGCUAACUGACAAUCUACAUGCCAGCUGUGGUCUUUACCACGCUUCCAAAGAAACUGUUUUCACGAGGUCUUUCUUGUGUACGGAAAGACGGAGUGGUGAGCCCUCGUAUUAAAUGGCAGGGGACGGAGCUUAUCACUCUUGCAACUUUCUGCUAUUCGUUAUUUACAAUUUCUAUAUUCUUGCUAUAUCGUACCAAUGAUUAUAAUCUCAAAUCCUAGAAACAACCAUUUUAACCACAAUCAGAUUGUACAUUUAUUGGCAAAUAAUAAAAACAUUUUAAAAUCGUCACGUUGUUCUACUAAGUGUACUGCGUCACGAUGUAAAAUAUCGAAGUCAGUCGAUCAAUCACUUAACUGAUUAAUUGAUCGGCAAAUGGAAACUAAUUAAUCAGUUAGUUAGGCCCGGUUUAAACGUCGCCUUUUUCAUGCACCGAAUCUAAUUGCUGCAUUAAGUGCAUGCAAAAUGCGACGUUUAAAUCAAUUAAAUGCGACAUAUUUCAAGUAACUGCGAGUUCAGUCGAAUAUUCGACUGAAGUUCGACAGUUGAUUUAAACGCCGCAUUUUACAUGUGCCGAAUCUAAUUCAUCAAUUGUGUUAAAUUAUAUUUUACCCAUAACUCCACAGUUUUGUGCUGCAUGACAUGCGCGCAACAAGCUGAAGGGAAUUGUUAGCGGCACUUGCAGCAGGGGAUGUAUCAUGUAGAAGGAAGGCUGUUGAAGAUGCCAGUAUGUGUGGUUCUUGCCUCGCUCCGAUCGUGUAAUGUAGUUAUGCAAAACCAAUUAAGCUUCAGUUUCGUCCUUCAAGCAAAAACCGCUCUGUGUUACAUGACAUGCAUACGGAGUAGGAAAGCAAUAUGGCGACUGUUGAGUAUAAUAGUGUGUGCGGUGGUUCUUACUUCUCUUCAGCAAAGUUAUGUAGAAGAUGGAGAACGAAGUCUAUGAACUUGAAUUUGAACAGGAGAGUGAAACGAAAAUCAGAGUUUCAGAGGUAACGCACUGCCAUCUGCAUUAUAAAUCGCCCCAUUCUGUUUACUCGAACGGUGUUUGAAAGGUAUGAAUGAUCUUAACGCAAAAUAUGCUCCUUAUCAUUGUCAGCCGCAUUGGUCGGAAACUUGGAGCGGAGUCAGCUGGAAAUGAACAAGUCGCUCGCGCUCAGCAAUUUUAUUCGGCAAAAAAAAUGCGACGUUUAAAUCAAAUCAGCCGAACUUAUUCAUUCGAGUCGACUAAAAUUAAUAUUUGAUUCGGCGCAUGUAAAAUGCGACGUUCAAACCGGGCCUUAGUCGGUUGGUCGGUCGGAUGGCUUCGCGAUCAGUCGGUCAAUCGGUCGGUCAGUCAGCUGGUCGACGGUCGUUCAGUCAGUCGGUCGGUGGUCGGUCAUUCAGGCAAAGCAGGCGAAACCAUUCCCUUUGCUUUAGUCUUAAUCAAACACUUAUCCUAAAAAAUGGGCUAGGCUUAAUCUUUAUCCAACAACUCCCUCGUAAUUACCAUAGACGGGCCAAAUCGAAACACGAUAUUGUUCCCUUAAUGACCAGCAAAUCAUGCAACAACAACAAAAACAACAAUUCCAACAACAUUUAUUUAUCAUGCCAAAAAAGAAAAGAAAACAAACGAAAGACAAAAAUGACAAAAAGAACGUAAGACACUGAGCAAUGAAAAAAAGGGCGUAAGAAAAGGCGCAGCUUCUCAUUUUAAGGUCGGCCCAUACAGGGAUAUACAAAGCGGGGACAACGCCUUGGUGUGUACCCAUAGCACGCAUACUGCAGGAAAAGUACUCGAGCUGGUGGACACGUAACGGAUAUUGCUAUGUUGUAACGGGCACAGUUUGUGAAUCUACACCAGAUGAAUUUUAUGCAGCAUGUGUCGGGGACAAAAUGUUUUCACCACAACAGAACUUUUUUUAUACAUACGGGCAUUUCAUUCGACGAAAACUGUUGCUGCAACAUGUCCCCGCCUCAUGUCCCCGCAAAAUGCCCCCCUUGGUUUGCGAUUGGUCAACAAAGAAUAAUUCAUGGCAAAAGCAGUAGAUUCUCUGAUUGAACGGUUUUAGUUAGAGAUCGACCGGUGGAUAUCUUUGAGAAUGAAACUGUCUCAUUCCGUUGAAUUAGUGAAAAUAUUAGUUAAGAAUCUAGCCAAUGAAAUCAUGUGUCUCCAUGCUUUAGAGUCGCUUUUUAUCUCAUGCCAAGGCCCCCACCAGUUAACAGGGACGGGCGGCUCUAGGGACAAGAAUGCCCAAAAGCACUUGACGCGACUGAAACACUCUAGAGGGUUCUAGAUAUUGCUACUGAUUGCUAGUGAGCAUGAAUACAGUUUUAUUUCUUCUCACUUCCUUUCCUCACAUUACACUGACUAAUCUGAGAGACAAAACCGUUCGUUUUCCUACUGUACACGUAAUUUAACACAGCAUUGCGCAACCUGUGAUCGUUUCUGACGUUAUCUGUGCCACUUGGCAUGCGUCACAAACUCUCUUCACCACCGGUCAGUAGUACUAAAUCGAGAAUUCGUGACGUCUGACUGUGCCGCAGGCUAGUGCCACCGCGCUAUUGACGUGCGUUAACGGUUGCC
This is a messenger RNA of Orbicella faveolata, 4128 nucleotides long. Its product is annotated as cytochrome P450 3A2-like. Gene Ontology annotation, molecular function: oxidoreductase activity, acting on paired donors, with incorporation or reduction of molecular oxygen; iron ion binding; heme binding. NCBI's taxonomy places the organism in Eukaryota, Metazoa, Cnidaria, Anthozoa, Scleractinia, Merulinidae. The record is from RefSeq and is a predicted model, not a curated record.